AUGUCUCAUACAGCGGAGGACACAAAGGCAUUCGCACUCAUCUUGGCACGCGACGCGGAAUGCAAGAAAUGCUUUGAGUGUGGUUCGCCAAACCCACAGUGGUGUGAUGUGCAACACGGUGUUUUUAUUUGUCUUGAUUGUAGCGGCGUUCACCGAAGUCUCGGCGUCCAUCUCUCGUUUGUGCGAAGCUCCACCAUGGAUGGGUGGAUGAACUGGCGUCCGGAGAAGUUAAAGCAGAUGCAGCUCGGUGGUAACCGCCGUGCCCGAGAGUACUUUGAGCGCAACGGCGUUCCUAGCACACCCAUACGUGCCCGCUACGAGUCAUUGAGUGCCCUCCGCUAUGCCGCCAUGUUGGAGGCCGAGGCGCUUGGCAAGCCGUUCAACGAACAGACCUGGACACCGCCAGAGUGGUAUGACCGGCUUAAGCAGAGUGGCCCGACGGACGGCGGCGCCGUCCUGCAGCAGGCCCCACAGCAGCACCGCCCCAUCACUGGCAUGGGCUCUGAUGGAAGGCAAUGGAAUAACAGUGGCACCGGUGGCGGCGAGGUCGGGGACUGGUACAACUCACUUGCCAGUGGGUGGGCAUCACUGUCAAAGAAGACAACGGAGCUCGCGGGUACGGCAACCUCACAGGCGCGCACGCUUGUCCAGGAUGCGAACGUGGAAGACGUCAAGUCAAAGUUGNAACGGAGCUCGCGGGUACGGCAACCUCACAGGCGCGCACGCUUGUCCAGGAUGCGAACGUGGAAGACGUCAAGUCAAAGUUGGCCUCUGGCUGGUUCACAGUCUCGGGCUAUGCGAAUCAGCUGUCAUCGAAGAUUGCAACUAUAG
Molecule: messenger RNA, 831 nt
Organism: Trypanosoma grayi
Lineage: Eukaryota; Euglenozoa; Kinetoplastea; Trypanosomatida; Trypanosomatidae
Product: putative ADP-ribosylation factor GTPase activating protein 1
Exons: 1
Coding region: 1-831 (276 amino acids)
Biological process (GO): COPI coating of Golgi vesicle
Molecular function (GO): GTPase activator activity
Source: RefSeq, a predicted model, not a curated record